CCCCUCGCUGCCGCUACCGCGCCACUAGUGUCAGCUUCCCUCUAGAGACUCCAUUUGCUUUCAGGGCAGUCUGGCCGCCGCGCUGUCUGGCGGAGAGCGAUGCCUCCGGCCCGCUGACUGGCGCCCCUUGGCCAGACGCUCGCUCGCUCGCUGCGGCGGUGACACCCUGGUCGCCGGCGUCCACGGAGGAAUCCGGGCUCCCUCCGCGUGAGCAAAGACGUCCCGCGCUCCGGAGCUCGCCCUGCGGGGAGAGGCCCUCGCUAACACGGCUUGUCUCUGACCUCUUAAUUUCAGGAGGUUUCGGAGGCACCGAGUGCUUAUACAGCUCCCCACAGGAACUACUUCUGUUGGCCCAUCGAGGAUCAUCUUUCACCAGGAUUAUUUUAACAUCUUCACUGAGCCUUCCACCUCAUACCCUCUACCAUGAGUUCUGAUUUCUACCAGUGAAGUUUUUAAUGCUUUCUUUAAUCAUAUGACACCACCUCUUGUCCACCUUUUGCCUUUCCAGUUGCCAAAUACAUUAGGUAUAAGUUUGUGUCAUGUUAAAGUACAAAGUUUUCUGCUUGUCCAUUUUCACCUUAUUUGCACUGCUCACUUCUGUCCAGCUUGCUUUACCUCGCUCGCCUGUGAUUUUCAUAACCACUCACUUGAAUAAUCUCUAGCAGUCCUGCCUAGAAGAGGCAGUAUUCCAUACAGUGCACUGCCUGACAAAGACAAAGAUCAAGGGAUGAGUUUUUCCAUUAUUUUUUUCCUAUAUGUCAUGUUUACAAGUCCUCUCUUAAACUAUUCCCUAGCACAUUUCCCAAAAUAGUCCCACCUGAGUCUUAGUUCCUUUAGCAAAGAAUCUCACCUGUAAUUAUGGGAAGAAUUGAAUUCACAAUAGGACUGUUUUAGAGUCCUUGCUGGUACGGUAUUGGUUGCAAUCUCCUCUAAGAGUGCGGUACAGGAAAAGACCUUAAACUAAGGAGGAAGAAAGAAGAUAGGUUUAAUUAAAACUAGUCCUUGUUGAAAGACCUUUGUAGGCUUUAAAACUGCAAAGUGAAGAGAGUCACACAGGCCUGGCUUGGAAAUUGGCCAGCACACCACCCAUCUAGGUCCAGGGGGGACAGGGAAGGGAUCUUAAAAACCCAUUUUCUAGGCUCAUUGUAUCCAAAUCUAAGUUGUUAAAUAUCUUGUUCUAGUAAUUGCUUAAAAUAUUAGACACUUAAAAUGUUGGGGAAACGUAAGCGUGUGGUGUUGACAAUUAAGGACAAGCUUGACAUUAUUAAGAAACUUGAGGAAGGCAUCUCUUUCAAAAAGCUUUCUGUGGUGUAUGGAAUUGGUGAAUCCACAGUUCGUGAUAUUAAAAAGAAUAAAGAAAGGAUUAUAAACUAUGCAAACAGUUCAGAUCCUACAAGUGGGGUAUCCAAACGUAAAUCAAUGAAGUCAUCAACAUAUGAGGAACUGGAUAGGGUUAUGAUAGAGUGGUUUAACCAACAGAAAACAGAUGGGAUUCCAGUGUCUGGAACAAUUUGUGCAAAACAAGCCAAAUUCUUUUUUGAUGCUCUGGGGAUGGAAGGUGAUUUUAAUGCGUCAUCUGGCUGGCUAACUCGGUUUAAGCAGCGCCAUGGUAUUCCAAAGGCUGCUGGUAAAGGAACAAAGUUAAAAGGAGAUGAAACUGCUGCCAGUGAAUUUUGCGGUAACUUUCAGGAGUUCGUUGAGAGAGAGAAUCUACAACCAGAGCAAAUUUAUGGUGCUGAUCAAACUGGAUUGUUCUGGAAAUGUCUACCAUCAAGGACAUUAGCUCUUGAAACUGAGCAAAAUACUUCUGGUUAUAGGUCAAGCAGAGAGAGAAUCAUUAUUAUGUGUUGUGCAAAUGCCACUGGUUUACACAAACUUAAUCUUUGUGUUGUGGGAAAAGCAAAAAAACCCCGUGCAUUCAAAGGAGCUGACCUUUCAAACCUUCCUGUCACUUAUUUCAGUCAAAAAAGUGCAUGGAUAGAACAUUCUGUUUUCAGACAGUGGUUUGAAAAAUACUUUGUGCCACAGGUGCAGAAACAUCUGAAGUCCCAGGGGCUUCUAGAAAAAGCAGUGCUUCUUUUGGAUUUUCCCCCAGCACAUCCAAAUGAAGAAUUAUUGAGUUCAGAUGAUGGCAGAAUAAUUGUGAAAUAUUUGCCACCAAAUGUCACAAGUCUAAUUCAACCUAUGAGUCAGGGAGUUCUAGCCACAGUAAAAAGAUACUACCGAGCAGGACUUCUCCAGAAAUACAUGGGUGAGGGAAUUGACCCGAAAAUGUUUUGGAAGAACUUGACAGUGUUGGAUGCAAUUUAUGAAGUAUCAAGAGCUUGGAACAUGGUAAAAUCAAGUACCAUAACCAAAGCCUGGAAAAAACUUUUCCCUAGCAAUGAAGAGAAUUCAGGCAUGAACAUUGAUGAAGGAGCCAUUUUAGCAGCUAACUUAGCAACGGUUUUACAGAAUACAGAAGACUGUGAACAUGUUGACAUUGAAAAUAUUGAUCAGUGGUUUGAAUCUCGGAGUAAUGAUUCAAGCUGUCAGGUGCUAACUGACAGUGAAGGUGCUGAGGACCAGGCCAAGCCUGCCGAACAAAAGCAUUCCAAUAAGACUAGAAAAGCAGAUCUGAAUCCAGAGAAGCAUAUUAGCCAUAAAGCUGCACUUGAAUGGACCGAGAAUUUAUUGGAUUACCUAGAACAACAAGAUGACAUGCUUCUGUCUGAUAAACUGGUAUUACGGAGGCUUCGAACGAUAAUAAGAAGAAAACAGAAGAUCCAAAAUAACAAAAAUCAUUAAUAAUACCCUUAAAUGUAAAUCUUUGUGACUUUAUCUGCAGUGGAACUUCAUUAUCAUGUUUGAAGUGCUGUGGAUUUCAAGGCUAAAUGCAUUUUAUAAAUGAUUUUAGGAUUAGACACCAUUUUGGAUUACUUAAAUUACUGCUCUUUAAUGUUGAUUCUAGUAAGUGAGCAUUGCCAUGUAACUUGUUUGUUUACUGUUUCUAAGCUGUAUUAUACUAGUUAGAUCAUAAGGUACCUGAGGCCAGGGAUCUUGUGUCUGUUUUGUGCCUGAAUUUCAUUGUGUCUAGUAGACAACCAUGCACAGUCUAGGCAAUCAAUAAAUCUUACUUAAAUUGAAUUUUUC
Molecule: messenger RNA, 3132 nt
Organism: Leptonychotes weddellii (Weddell seal)
Lineage: Eukaryota; Metazoa; Chordata; Mammalia; Carnivora; Phocidae
Gene: TIGD2
Product: tigger transposable element derived 2
Cellular component (GO): nucleus
Molecular function (GO): DNA binding
Source: RefSeq, a predicted model, not a curated record